This is a messenger RNA of Nanorana parkeri, 1091 nucleotides long. RefSeq names its product monoacylglycerol O-acyltransferase 3 (gene MOGAT3). The coding region runs from base 1 to 990 and encodes 329 amino acids. The record is from RefSeq and is a predicted model, not a curated record. The transcript has 7 exons. Gene Ontology annotation, molecular function: diacylglycerol O-acyltransferase activity. Gene Ontology annotation, biological process: triglyceride biosynthetic process. Gene Ontology annotation, cellular component: endoplasmic reticulum membrane. Lineage: Eukaryota; Metazoa; Chordata; Amphibia; Anura; Dicroglossidae.
AUGGAGGAUUUUGUAAGGAAACAUAUCCUGGCCAUCAGUGUCUUCCAAUGGGUGUUGACCUUUCUGCUCAUGGGUAUAUUUUUCACCCUGCUGCUCAUCUAUCUUCUCUUCACCUCAUUUUGGGUGUUUUCGGUGGUCUAUUUCACCUGGUUGCUAUUCGAUUGGGACACUCCAGUUCGAGGUGGUCGCAGAAUAGAGUGGAUAAGGAAUUGGACAAUAUGGAAGCAUUUUAGAGACUACUUCCCUAUAAAGCUAGUGGCGUCUUCUGCACUCAGCCCCGACAGGAACUACGUCCUUGGUUGUCACCCCCAUGGCAUUUUCUCUGUGUCCUCCUUUUGCAACUUUGGUACUGAGGCCACUGGUUUCUCUGAGCUCUAUCCAGGAAUCCGCCCCAGGCUGGCGGUCCUCGCUGGGUUGUUCCGGCUGCCCAUAUACCGCGACUACGUCAUGUCGGCAGGAUGUGCUCCUGUGAGUAAGGACAGCCUGAAAUACAUCCUCACCCACUGCGGCACUGGGAAUGCGCUGAUCAUUGUGGUGGGAGGAGCGGCGGAGUCCCUGCAGAGCAGUCCGGGGGAUCAUGUGGUCACCCUGAGUGACAGGAAGGGAUUUGUCCGCCUGGCCCUGGAGAACGGGGCCGACCUCGUCCCCGUGUAUUGCUUCGGAGAGAACGACAUCUAUGAACAGGUCCGCUUUACUGAGGGCUCCUGGGGCUGGAAGCUGCAACUCCUCUUCCGGAAACAUGUGGGAUUUGCCCCCUGCUUGUUCAAGGGCACCGGGGUGUUCGGGGAGGGCAGCUGGGGCCUCAACCCCUUCCCUCGACCCAUAACUACAGUGGUGGGAAGACCGAUCCGUGUGCCGCAUUGUCCCGUCCCGUCAGAGGAAGAAGUGUCACAUUAUCACCAACUCUACAUAGAGGGACUGAAGCAGGUCUUCGAUGACUUCAAGGUGUCUUCUGGACUCUCGGCUAGUGAUGUUCUACAGAUCAUCUGACCUGCUUUUAGACAGCAUCUGGCUCUCCAUCUACUACAAUACUGUACAAGGCAGUGUGCCACGGACAUUCUGGCACUCAUAAUUCCACAGUUCCUAGCAUG